GUUCUCCACUGUCGACCAAGUUGGGACGGUGAGCUCAGCUGCAACGUAGCAGUACUGUGGUCGAGUCAGCUGAAGUUGGCUCGUGAGCGGACGCACCCCAUCCUUGUUGUUUUGAACUGUCUAGCCUAUCCUAAGAUGUUGGACUUUGUGAUCUUUGCAGUAACAUUUCUUACAGUUUUGCUCGUUGCAAUAAUAUGGCUCUAUCCGAGCUCGAAGAAGGUCACCACAAUACCUGGUGUUGAUCCAUCAAGUAAAGAAGAUGGCAACUUCAGUGAUAUCGCUCGUGCAGGCAGUCUGCAUGAAUUUCUGCUUGACCUACAUAGCCAGUUUGGAGACAUUGCUGGUUUCUGGUGGGGACAGACCUAUGUGGUCAGCAUUGCUUCACCUGAACUGUUCAAAGCCCAUGCCAAUGUAUUUGACAGACCCACUGAGCUGUUUAGGUUCAUUGAACCUCUGAUUAGUAUGCAGUCUUUGCAGUUUGCCAAUGGUUCUGAUGGGCGGAUGAGGAGAAAAGCUUAUGACCGCCCUUUUUCUCAUGAAAAUCUCAAGAAACAUUUUGCUGAAUUUCAAACGAUUGCAGGAAUUGUGGAAAAAAAAUGGUCAAAGAAAAGUGAGUCUGACCACAUACCACUUGGUGAGGACAUGGCAUUAUUUUCGGUUCGCGCCACUUUGUUGACCCUGAUGGGAGACAGUUUCCAAGAUGAGAAAUUGGCACAGAGUGUUUUUAAUGCCUACACAAAGGUGUGGAAUGAGAUGGAGCACCGCAUCACAGACCCUGUCCCUCCUGGUGAGAACGAUGCACGGCAAAAGUCAUUUACAGAAGCUCUCCAGUACCUGAAGAAGACGGUGAAGAAGGUUGUAGAACACCGGGAACAGAACAAACUCCAGGACCAGCAGCUCCUGAUUGACGUCAUCCUUCAAUCUACGACAGAUGAGGAUGUGCUUAUUUCUGAUGUCAUAUCUUACAUGGUUGGAGCAUUUCACACAUCUGCUUACAUGUUGACAUGGGCCAUGUAUUUCCUGGCCACUCAUCCUGACAUUCAGAGCAAGCUGCACUCGGAGAUUGUCCAAGUCUUAGGCCAGAAAGACGUCGUCACAGAUUCCAACUAUGGCCAGCUACGGUAUCUCUACCAGGUACUUCAGGAAACGCUGCGCUGUGCUGUUGUUGCUCCUUGGGGUGCACGAGUCCAGGAUUUUGAUACUGAGCUUGGCGGACACAAAGUUCCCAAAAAUACUCCAGUGAUUCAUGCGCUUGGUGUCGUGAUGCAGGAUGAAAAGCUUUGGCCUCUCCCACAAAGGUUUGAUCCUGAUCGCUUCAGUACUGAAAAAAGCAAGGACCAUCCAACGUAUGCGUUUUCCCCCUUUGGAUUUGCCGGCAAGAGAAUUUGCCCUGGUCAUAAAUUCGCAUACAAUGAGGCCACUGUUUUGGUAGCUACUCUUAUUAGGAAGUUUGAGGUGAGCAUGUGGGAUGACCAGGUGGUGAAGCCUGUCUUUGGUUUAGUCACUCAUCCACAGGAGGAAAUCUGGCUCAAGGUGUCCAAAAGAAAAUGAUCUGGUCUGAAGGGAAGAGCUGAAUAUGGAACUGAGAAUGUUUUCCGGAAAAACAUCUUAUGGGAAAAAGCAUGUGCCUCUGAGUUUUUUGUUUUUUUUACUACUUUCAAAGAAGUGGUCCCUUAAUGAGUGGAAUUGAUAUUGGUUGGUUUGUAUAGCCAGCGACUUUUUCUGAAUUUGUGGAGAGGAAUACAUUAUGUUGCUACAGUCUUGGACAACAUACUUAUAUGCUUCUGUUUAUGUGAGUAAUUAGUUCUUAGCAUUUGCUCCAAGUAAUAUAGCUGUGGUGUUGAAUGUGUUGUUACCUUCAUAGGAUGCUGAAUUCUCAUUCAGCACGAGAGCUGAAUAGCGAGGUGCUAUUUUUCCAGUAGUAUCCAUACUUUUGGAAAUAUCUGUAAUACUCCCAGAGUCAUAGUUGUAUGAUAGUCUUUUUCAUUAGUGUUUUUUGGUUUUUUUUGUAGAUAUAUUGUGAAAAUGGAUUUUGGACAUUGAAAUAUCAUUUGUAUAAAUAUUCCUUUGAUAAAAAGAGCCUUGUGUAAAAUGAUCGUUUCAACUGUUUUCAAGGAUGCCUUGGAAAAAUUUGUGAGAAAAAUGUUUAAACAAUUUUCUAUUAGUUUUUGUUAUACUUAUGGAAACUGUUUGUGUUAUUGUAUAAUUACUGUGUUGAUCAUUAACGAGACAGAGACUCGUCAUUAAGAGCCAAGUAGUAUUAGAUCAUGACCUCAGGUAUGGAUCUAAAAACUGAGGAGUAUUUUGUCUGCACUCGGGUGGGAUGUUUCUUAUUUCUCGCAAGAUAUUUUGUUGUACGUCUGUCCCAAGAGGCUCUGCUUGUCAAGUACAGCUGGUUUGUUAAUGUGUGAAUCAUGCAAUUGAUUUGGUUUAUUUCCCCACCCCCACCUUUUAUUUUUUUUAAAAAAUGUUGAUUAGGCCUAAUGGUUCCUGAUGCUGAGUUAACGACCCUACAUAGGUGGUAAAAUAAUUCUCCAUCUACUUUAAGAACAUGAAAAUAUUCUCACUUUGUCUAUGGGAAAAUAGUGAGCCCUUUCUAGCUACAGUUGUGAAUGGUGAGAUCAGAAAAGAGACUGUUCAGUUCUUAAUUUUGGCUAUUCCUUUUAAAAGCUGUUUUAGCCUACGUGUGAUGCUGAUGAAGUCUGGCGUAGCCAGAAGGAAUUGUCUCAAACCAUGUGUAGAGAAUAGAGCAAUAAAAUGGUUUUCCAUGUGUGCAUUAUGGGAAAGCAUUUUAGUUCAUGUGGGCAUCUUGGAAAUUUUGGAGUGGUUAGGGAAUCGGAGGAACUAAAACUUGUGUGACAAAAGUAGCUGUCAGUGUGUAUGCCGUGAUGACAGUGAUUGGGGAGAUAGAUUACAUAUGAUUAUCUAAGUUGCUUGUGAAUUAAUUGUGUUAUUUUAAGUCAUGUUAUAAAUUUCUGCCUGUAAUUUAUUUUUUCCUUAAUUCUGAAUUUUUGUUCAGAAUUGUACCACUCUUAUCCCAUUGACUAUUGAGGCCUAUUUUUCAGUUCUUUCAAUUUAUAUAUUUUUAUAUCACUAAAAAAUGUAAGAUCUAUGUGGACUGCAAGGGUUUGCACCACAGUUUCUGAUGCUCUAGAAAAGUGAGAGAUUCUGACUUUUUCUCAUCUUCUGUUUAUUGUGCAACAAAUUAUUUCCACAAGCUCUGUAGGAUUAAUGUAACACCCUUUAUCAAAACUCAAAGCUGAGUUUAUAAGAUAGAAUGUAACUUUGAUUGUAGGAUUAAGUGGCUCUUUGCACUUACUUUUUAUAACUAAGUUUUAGUUAAAAUUACUUUUCUUUUUAGUAAGGUUUUAAUGACACUUGCAACACAAUAGGGUCAUACAAGCGCCGAAAAUUAGAGGUGUUUGAAGAGACUGACAAACACAAAAAAAAGGAGGAGAGAUAAGGACGAUAAAGUUUGAUGGGAAAGAAAGAGUACCACACCAGAACACCCACCAACCACCUGCGUCAAACAAAUGCUAUCCUGGUACAAAAUGGCAUCCUGUCUGGCUGUGCUGUAACCAGAAAGAAAAAUGUGAUUCUGUUUCUGCUGAAUAUAUUGGAAAAGGUAGGCCUACUUUCCUUAAGUAGUAUUUGUAGCUAGGUUAGAAUGUUUAGAGUAUAAUAUAGGCUUUGCAGUCCUGAUGUCAGAAAUGUAAAUAGAGCAGGUGAUUUGAAUGCCUUUUAUUGCAGUUAUAAUAAUUGUAUUGUAAAUUAUACUGUGAGCUGUUUUGAACAGUAAAAUGCAUUCCGUCUUUUCAGAAUCUCUCACUGUAAGGUUCUUCCACUCUCCAUGCAUUUGGUUGCCUUCUUCCAGCUUGUCGCACACUGGCUCUGAAGAGGUUCUGUCAAUUUAUUUUCUGUGAGCCUUUCCCCUUGCCCUGAUCAGUGGCGAAGUUGUUUUUUUUUUUUACCUUGAGUUGCCAAGGUGUCUUAAAUGAGUACAAUGUACAUUUUACAUGUCCAAACUUUUUCGUCCAUGUCCAAGAAAACCAGAUGCCACGUCUCACUUCCUGUAAGACCUUGGAUAUGGGAGAAUUUCAUAAUUUGUGUCAUGACAAGGUGGAAUCAGGCACUCGUAAAUUUUUGAGCAUGUGGAAUUAUUGGUAUCAUGCUUUCAAUGAAAUAGAUAUCCAUAUGUCUUGAAUAGAGCUUAAGAUAUUUGUGAUCAAGAUCACCUGGUUUCAGUGGUGAAAUUAGCGAGAAAAUGGCCACCAAAGUCUGGUAACUCCAAUAGCUAAAGAGUCCUUGAAAAGAGAUAAAUGACAUAUUUUCUGCCUUUAAUCAAUGUUUUUCAGUAAAAUUUACAUGGAAAUAUGAUUUUAGAUUGACAUAAAAGAGGUUGAGCCUAAAAUAAAAAUUCCAUUAAAAUUUCCAAACUGGCAGAAAAAUGCCUGUUUCUCCAAUUUCUGUAUUUUGAUGAGCGCCUGAUUUCACCAUACUGCUUCACAUAGGCUGAUUAUUUAUUCCUCAUUUUUCUUAGUGCUUUUUCUAAAGUACACUGUACUUGUUAGAACUGGAAUGUGGGUUUUUGAUAGUUGACCUCUAUUCAAAGUUGUUUUGCCGUGCGGGCACAAGAUUUAUAGCAGUGUACUUUUACAGUGUGUCUUUUACCAGGUGCAAAAAAUCAUCAGUCUGUUUUUGAACAGCAUUGUGUUGGUUUGCUUGUAUUUAAGUGAAGCUGUAGUCUGAAAUAAAUAACAUGUAAUUUAAAAGCAAAAUGUAGUGCACGUAAGGGCCUAAUGAUCUUUUUUCGUUUUGAACUUUUCUUUACUCGCUUGUGAAAAAGGCCAAUGAUAUUUUUUUUUUUGGAUUGCUUUCUUGUUAGUUGAAUGUACAGUAUUUUUGUUUAUUUUUAAGUGUCUUACGGCGCUAGCAACUGCGUAAGGUCAUAUGAGCGCGCUACAGUAGUUUGAUUUCCAUAAAAAUUUGCAAGUGUGAGUGGCUGUUCUUGCCAGAUAUUUUUCUAAUUAAUGCCACUUUAUUGUGUUCAGUUUACUGAAAGCGAGCAGUUUUUUGCUUACUGUCGAUUGCUCAUUCUAUGGUGUUGAGAUUCUCUCUCCUGAUGAUUCUUGAAAGCUCAUUAGGUGGCAUUAAAGAGAAAUUUUGUUGAUGGGAAGGAGUGCUCUAAUCAAUGUUUGUGGGACUUCUCAAGCUCUCAAAUCACUAUUUCCUUAAAAAAAACACAACUCAAAAACAACUGAAUGCUAAGUAAAAAUGCCCAUUGCCUGUUGUUUGAAAUAUCAUAGCAUGAGUAAUGUGAGAGUGAAUGACUUUUUGCAUAGACCAACUUGUCGCAUUUUUUUCUCCUGGAUCAGUGCUCAAAGUUUCUUCUUGUCGACCUUCAAGCUUAUUAGGGCCUAUAACUUUGGUUAAAGUGCUUUGGCUGUAUGAUUCUGGGACCUUAUCUAAGAAUGCAGAGUCAACAAGUGUGUACACCAGUUAUAGAAAUAAGAUCACUUCUCCUGUUCCAGCAUGGGUAUGGGGACAGCAGUUACAACUCUUUUUGGAAAGUCUUUUUUAGACCAGGGAUUCCUCUACAAAUCUAUUAUAAUCUAUUAUAAUACAUAAACUGAGUCUUUUGGUGCUUUUAUCUUUGGUCUCUGUACUUUGGUGUAGCUUGUAGUUGUGGUGGUAGUUGAAUAUAUUCUUUAUUCUGAUUUUCUUUGUCCAAGGGUUUUGGGCUCCAGAGCCUAAUUCUUUACAGGUUUUCUUCCAAAUUAUAUCUGUCAUAUAGUCUCAUGUGAUCCGUCUUUACUUUGUUUAGAAAAGUUAUCCUUUCAUUUAUCUAAUAUAAACGUUUGUAGACUUUAUUGAGCCUCUUAUUCUGCUUCUUCUUACUGAUGGGAAAUGUCUGCCUUUCUUUACUUGUGAUAAAAUGUCUGGGUCUAUUGGGAAUUAACAAGAACAAUGUUGUUUUUUUCCAUGUUCAUUUUUUUUCUUUUAAUUUUGUACUCACAUGCAAUGUACAUUCAUGAUGUAUGCAUACAUGCAUGCAAAAAAAAAAAA
Molecule: messenger RNA, 6066 nt
Organism: Aplysia californica (California sea hare)
Lineage: Eukaryota; Metazoa; Mollusca; Gastropoda; Aplysiida; Aplysiidae
Product: cytochrome P450 20A1
Exons: 12
Coding region: 136-1551 (471 amino acids)
Cellular component (GO): membrane
Molecular function (GO): oxidoreductase activity, acting on paired donors, with incorporation or reduction of molecular oxygen; heme binding; iron ion binding
Source: RefSeq, a predicted model, not a curated record